GUACGCAAUUUACGCUCUGCGGUAUGAUGGAAUUCAAACAAGGAGCAUGGCUUUCUUUGGCUGGAUGCGCACUUCUUCUUUGUUUUGUUCUGUGCUGUUGUCUCCUUCGAAAACGGAAAAAGUUUCUGACAGUUCCUACAAAUGUGGUAGUGGUCCAUCACUUCUUUGGAAGAGGGUUGAUGGUUCCCAGCAAGUCGCCAUUCCCAAUGAAGCUUGAGACGUUUCUACGCAUGACCAAAACACCAUAUAUGAAUGACCACAGCGGGAGAAUGUCCAAGAAAGGUAAAACACCAUGGAUCAAAUUCAAUGAUACAGAAGUUGCGGAUUCCCAAUUCUGUAUAGAUUUCCUGAAAAAGAAAAACGGCAUCGACCUGAAUACAGAACUAAGUUCCCGGCAGAAAAGCGUAGCCAGGGCGUUCUUGAAACUGAUUGAAGAAAACUUUUACUGGUAUGACUGCCUAAACAACAUACCAGUGUUGAAAAGUUCAGCUCCAUUUAAGGGAUUUGGCUUUUGGCUGUAUUAUUGGUUUGUGAGACGUGCCAUAAAAAACGCCACCUGGGGACACGGAAUUGGACGCCACAGUGUGGAGGAAGUCUGGAGCAUAGGUCAAGCUGAUAUCGAGGCUCUGUCUAACUAUCUGGCAGUCAAACGUCCAAAUAUGAAACAGAUGUGGCAGAGUCUAGCGCCAUUUGUAGACCGUGUGGCGCAGUAG
Molecule: messenger RNA, 713 nt
Organism: Saccostrea cuccullata (small rock oyster)
Lineage: Eukaryota; Metazoa; Mollusca; Bivalvia; Ostreida; Ostreidae
Product: failed axon connections homolog
Exons: 5
Coding region: 24-713 (229 amino acids)
Cellular component (GO): cytoplasm
Source: RefSeq, a predicted model, not a curated record